Molecule: messenger RNA, 2400 nt
Organism: Colossoma macropomum (tambaqui)
Lineage: Eukaryota; Metazoa; Chordata; Actinopteri; Characiformes; Serrasalmidae
Gene: zc3h12b
Product: zinc finger CCCH-type containing 12B
Exons: 6
Coding region: 52-2400 (782 amino acids)
Cellular component (GO): cytoplasmic ribonucleoprotein granule; nucleus
Molecular function (GO): metal ion binding; RNA endonuclease activity; mRNA binding
Source: RefSeq, a predicted model, not a curated record
GCAGGGGGCGGAGCCGCAGAAACCGGAGGAGGAAGGAAACGAGAGCCACUAAUGGCCACGAAACCGCACCGCCAACUCUGCCGAUCGCCGUGCUUGGACCGUCCCAGUUUCAGCCAGAGCAGCACCCUACAGGAGCUACGGAUGAGCAGUGAAAGCAGAGACUACCAAACCAAAAUGGAGUUUGCGCUAAAGCUAGGCUAUUCCGGAGAGCAAGUGGAGUCCGUCUUGAGCAAACUAGGUCCCAGCGCUCUAAUCAACGAUGUCCUGGCCGAACUCGUCCGUCUCGGAAACAAAGGGGAGCUGGAGGCCCAGGCGCCAGUCAGUUCGGCUGGUUUAGCACCUCGAGGUCCCGGGGCCAAGGAGGCGGUCAGUCCAGAGGCUUCACUUGAAGAGGAGACGACAGACACGUACGAUAACCUCCGACCCAUCGUUAUAGACGGAUCCAACGUAGCCAUGAGCCAUGGAAACAAAGAGGUUUUCUCGUGCCUGGGCAUCCAGCUGGCGGUUGAUUGGUUCCUGGAGAAAGGACACAAAGACAUCACCGUGUUUGUACCAGCAUGGAGGAAAGAGCAGUCCAGACCAGACGCCCCUAUAACAGAUCAGGAGAUCCUGAGGAAGCUGGAGAAAGAGAAGAUCCUGGUCUUCACCCCGUCUCGUCGUGUCCAGGGCCGACGGGUCGUUUGUUACGAUGACCGCUUCAUUGUCAAGCUGGCCUAUGAUUCUGACGGCAUCAUCGUCUCCAAUGACAACUACCGGGACCUGCAGAACGAGAAACCGGAGUGGAAGAAGUUCAUCGAGGAACGGCUCCUCAUGUACAGCUUCGUCAAUGACAAAUUUAUGCCCCCUGAUGACCCACUAGGCAGACAUGGUCCAAGCUUGGAGAAUUUCCUGCGGAAGCGACCCGUGGUACCGGAACACAAGAAGCAACCGUGUCCUUACGGUAAGAAGUGCACAUACGGUCACAAGUGUAAGUACUACCACCCGGAGAGAGCCGCUCAGCCCAUGCGCUCUGUAGCAGAUGAACUCAGAGCUUUCGCCAAACUAUCUGCUGUGAAAACCAUGAGCGAGGGUGCUCUUGCUAAGUGUGGCACCUCCGGCACCGCUGCCAAGGGGGACGGUUCGGAGGCCAAACGAGUGGCGCCAAAGCGGCAAUCGGACCCGAGUAUCCGCUCGGUGGCAUGCGAGCAGGAAGAGCGACUCUGUCCAGCUAGGAAAGCCGAAGCAAAUUCCGUCCCAUCCUUAGUGACGGCACUAAGUGUCCCCACCAUGCCGCCCACAAAAAGUCAUGCGGCCGGUGCCCUGAACACUCGGUCAGCUAGUAGCCCUGUGCCAGGGUCACUGCACUUCACCCACAGCUCUCUAGAACACACCAGCAGUGUCCAGUAUCCCCCUAUUCUUGUCACGAACAGCCAGGGGGCAUCUGUGGCAUACAGUGAACCUUUCCCUAAGUACGAUUCUGUGGUCAGUGAUCACGGCUACUACUCAAUGCUCAGUGAUUUUUCCACCAUCAGCUUGGGUAGUAUGCAGGACAGCUUCUGUAGCCUGGAGCAGCCAGAUCCGACAGGGAUAGGGGGAGGGUAUCCUGAACGAGCCUCCAGCAUGUGUCCCGAACCUGGACGGAGCCAUUCUUCGGACUCUUUCUCUUCCUACGGUGGAGAGAUGUACUCCAUGGAGGGCAGUCUGGAUGACAGCAUGAAAGGCCCACAAGCCCAAGUGCAGUCAUCUGCGCAGACUCGCUUGCAAGCAUUUGCGCAUGGUUUCCACCACGAGGCCUUGACAAGGGUCCAAAGUUAUGGCACAGACGAACCCAAACCAGGUCCACGCAAGCAGUCCUCAGCUCACCUUGUGCCCCAUGCGCAGCAUCCUGUUGUAGGAGCCCGAUCCAGCUGUCCGGGCGACUACCCCCCACUUUCCCAGAACGUGAUGCCUUCGUCUGGUCCGACACAGCAAGGGAGAUCCUUGGGAAUGACCCGCAUGGACAGCAUCUCGGACUCCCGUCUAUAUGAGAGUAAUCCCCUGAGGCAGCGCCGACCGCCUUUGUGCCGGGAGCAGCAUGCAAGCUGGGAUCCAUUGCCUUGUGGGAAUGAACCUUACGGGUACGGCGGUUACGGACUGACGGGAGGACUCAUGCCGUGCUGCGAGCGCGUCAUGGUCCGUAGUAUGCCGGAAAAGAUGGAGCAGAUUUGGAGGUCUCCCUGGGAUACCCCACCAGGCCCACCUCCAGCAGUGGAACCUCAAGAACGACACCCAAUCCCGGAGCAGCAGUACCAAACUUACCGCAACCUCUGCAAUAUCUUUCCAGCAUACGUAGUCCACUCAGUCAUGGAGAAGAAUCCUCACAUGACCGAUCCUCAGCAACUAGCGGCAGUCAUCGUGACAAAACUGCGGUCCUGUCAUUGA